Molecule: messenger RNA, 1331 nt
Organism: Ananas comosus (pineapple)
Lineage: Eukaryota; Viridiplantae; Streptophyta; Magnoliopsida; Poales; Bromeliaceae
Product: biotin carboxyl carrier protein of acetyl-CoA carboxylase
Exons: 9
Coding region: 172-1035 (287 amino acids)
Source: RefSeq, a predicted model, not a curated record
CCCUCUCUCUCUCUCUCUCUCUCCUUCAAACCAAACCAAAAUAAAUACCUCACCCCUCUCUCUCUCUCUCUCUCUCUCUCUCUUCCCCCCUUAUAUAUCACCAUCACGUCUCCUCUUCUCAUUUGAUCUCCCCCUCUCACUCUAGAUCUCUUCUUUAGAUCCGUUGCCUCCAUGGAAACCACCGCUCUCCUCCGCUCCUUUCACGGUGCUAUGUGGACAACUCAAUAUUCAGAGUCCUUUCCAGAGAAGCCUGUUUUGGCCCGCAUGCCCAAUGCUGCAAGUAAAAGACAUGCUUUUUCCCAGCCUUCAAUGUUUGUUGUGGGUCGAAAAGGAUCUUUCUUGCCACAUCUGAAGGCUUCUGAGACUGCUUCAGCUUUGACAUCCAAUGCAGUUACUUUGGAAAAAAGUUCAGAAAAGCCCUCAGACAAGCAAAGUGUUCCGAAGUCAACUUUUCCCAGUGGCUUUGAGGCAUUGUUAUUGGAAGUCUGCGAGGAAACCAGUGUUGCAGAGCUUAAGUUGAAGAUUGGCACCUUUGAGAUGCAUCUAAAAAGAGAUGUAGGAACUCCCAAGGCUUCAGCUCCAGCUUCUAUUCCUAUUGUCUCACCAACCACAGCACCGCCUAUUCCAAGUGAACCCAUGAAUGGAUCAGCUCCAGCUGCCCCACCAGCUGCUCCUCCCAAACCCCCUUCGGCACCAACCAGCCCAUUUGCAAAUGUUUCUUCUGCAAAGGCAUCGAAGCUUGCUGCACUCGAGGCUUCUGGAUCAAAUGCAUACAUUAUUGUGUCAUCGCCCACGGUUGGCACAUUCCGAAGGGGAAGAACACUCAAGGGGAAGAAGCAACCACCAAGUUGUAAGGAGGGUGAUGUUAUCAAGGAAGGGCAGAUUAUUGGCUUCCUGGAUCAGUUUGGCAACGAACUGCCAGUUAGAUCGGAUGUGGCUGGGGAAGUCCUUAAGGUCCUCUACAGUGAUGGAGAAGCGGUUGGGUACGGAGAUCCACUUGUUGCUGUAUUGCCUUCAUUCCACGGCAUAAAGUGAGCUUCCAUACAAUGCUAAGAGCUCUCUUCUCCCUGGUGCUCCCAAUCAUCAUCACCAAGCUUCUUAUUGCAGCUAUGCUUAAUGUGACGUGAUCAGUAACUGUUUAUUGGAACUUUUCGCUAUUUGAUUCCUUGAAGAUAAAACUGUCGGGUAUUAGGUUGAAUAGAACUGGUCUCGCCUUCGAUUUUGAAGCGAAAUUCAUUUUCUGUUAACUAUGAUUGGAUGAAAUAUUGUUUUUGGAAUAAAAACUCCCAUAGAUUUUGGUUUGGCAUUAAAUGCAGUAGGAUGAUUAUUUU